Myxocyprinus asiaticus (Chinese sucker) is the source of this 4858-nucleotide messenger RNA. RefSeq names its product phosphoprotein associated with glycosphingolipid-enriched microdomains 1-like. The record is from RefSeq and is a predicted model, not a curated record. Lineage: Eukaryota; Metazoa; Chordata; Actinopteri; Cypriniformes; Catostomidae. Bases 536 to 1765 code for a protein of 409 amino acids. The transcript is spliced from 9 exons. Gene Ontology annotation, cellular component: membrane raft; plasma membrane. Gene Ontology annotation, biological process: negative regulation of T cell activation; intracellular signal transduction.
CGGAGGACAGACAGGGUGCUGGAGGGAGUCACAGCAGCACCGGACCGGUAUGUAGUGUCUGGCACAUAACACUGUGCGCACUGCAGCUCUCAAGCCUCACAUUCACAGUCUCCUUUAUCAUAUUUGAAAUAAGGCAUGUUGCGCUGGUCAUUUGAUUGAGUGCUGUUUUGUGCUCGCGGAACCUGAGCUCCUCAUAUAAACUCGCAAUAAGAGAAACAGCUGAUCUACGGAUGCUCGUCUCGGGCAACAAUCACUGAAGCCAAACACUGAAGUGUUCAGAGGAAUGUAAUGGCAGAAGAGGUUGGAUGUGUUGGAUAAAUAUAAGAAAGAAUAAACUGUGUAUUACACAUAGUUAUUGCUCAAUGGGUCAAUUUAACUGUUCAUGAGAUGGAUAGCCUUGGGAAAAAACCUGUUCCUGUGCUUAAUGGUUCUGGUGCUCAGAGCUCUGAAGCGUCGAUCACAAGGCAACAGUUCAAAAAGCCUAUGCAGUGAGUAGCGUUUGGUCGAUGAAGGCCAUUCAUCAUUGUGAUGUAUAAUGGCUCCUGCGCUGAGUGCUGUGUUGGGGUCAGGGGCCGUGGGGUCAGAGGUCACAGGGGCGGCAGUGCUGGCUAAAGGGGAGCUGGCACUUAUAGGCACGCUCACAGGACUCUUGGCUCUCCUGGUGCUCUCCAUUCUGCUGCUGCUGCUGGGUGCAAGCUGCCAGGGGCAGAAAACAGGGAGCAGCAACCCAGGAGACCAUGAAAACCUGAUGAAUGGGGUGUCAGAAAAGGAAAGAUGUAGCCAGUCAGCAGAGAAUCAUGGUACUGACCUGGCCAUUAGUAGCUCCCAAAAUGGGCCUCUUACAAAUGCUUCAGUACUUACGGAAAUGAUGGACACUAGUCCCCAGCCUUCAGAGGACAUGCUGUCCAGCCAGUCAGAACUCAGAUCCUCCAAGUGUCACCAGGACCGCAAGUUACCCAGCAUUCCACCCACUGAUGUUCUCAAGGCCGCCAUGGCUGGUGCUCAAGCUGCCUCUGGAGACGGAACAUACGAGGUGGUGAAGGAUGGGGCCUCCCGCGAUGUCAGUGUUGAGGACUCACUGUAUGAGACGGUGAAGGAGCUGAAGGACAUUGGCCUCCCCAAUGGUACGCUGAGCCUUGAGGAACCACAUGCACCCCUUUUCAACGGUCAACCCAGUCCUGCUACGCCAGAUCGCACUGUCCUGCCCAAUGGCGUUGAGUACGCCUCUGUCAACCUCAGCAAGAAAAGCCGCUAUAGCUCCGACAUGGAGGCCAGAUGCUCGGCUGCCAUUGUGGAUCUGGAAGAGCCAGAGGAUGAAAAACCACCUCCAAUACCCAACAAAGUUCUGGAUGAGAAUGACAACCAACAGAUUAAUGAGCUUCCAAAUGGACAGUUACACUCCCCAUUGUCGACACCAGAGCUUCAGGAUCAUGCAUUGCCAGACAGUGAGUUUUCAGACAUGUACUCCAAGGUACAGAAGCCUGUUGUUAAGGAAAAAGAGCAUGACUACAGCAGCAUUGGAGAGAUCAAGGGAAUGGUGAUGGAGUCCACCUCUAGUGACCUUUAUGCCAAAGUCAGGGAUGAAUCUCCAUUGGCUCCUGGCUCUCAGCCUCAGGAGGAGCUUGUGGAGAAUUCAGACCCUGGGUACGAGACCAUCAGGAUCCCCAAAACAGCUGAAGAGGCUCGUCAGGGCAAUGGGAUAGCGGAACCUGACUAUGAGAGUGUGGCGGAACUGGGCCUCACCAGGGACAUCUCCCAUCUCUGACCACCCACACAAAUCAGAGACUUCAGAGACUGGGAACUCAAUUGUUUGAGGUUUAGAGGUGGACUUUGGGGUGAUAUAACUAGAAUAAUGCACUUAACCCUUCCUGAUUGAAUGUUUCUGAGUACAGCAUUUUGGCACCCCUUGUUUUGGAGCAUUACAUUACAGUUGAGUACUAGUUUUAUCUGGUGUUGGGGUUUUGGAAGUGUACUAAUGAACUAGGGAUGUGCAAAACCACAUAUUUUCAAAAUCGACUGGUGGUUGGGUUGGCUGAAUGGCUAGUCGGCUAAUACGUCUUAGGAAGCACUGUAUAAUUAGGCCUUUAUAUAAGACAUAUUCUAUCAUUGAAAAAAGUUUGAAGUGCACUCAAAUGGAACAGAACACAGGUGUCUCAUGACAUGUUUUUCAAAUUUAGACUAUUUCUAACUUGACACACCGUCUUUAAAGCUCAAUGCAUGUGGCUGGAUGCUUAAAAAACAGUGCGAGACACGAUGCGAUGGCCAAAGAUAUCCGUCUUAAUGAGUAUGGCUGUAGUGCCUGUGCUUUAAAGGAGAUUCAUUUAAAGACAACUUUUCUGAGAGGGUUUUAGCAUGCCAACUGUCCAAUAGCUAAAGCACACCACGCUAAUUUAAGCACAACUGCUAAACAUCUCUAAAAAAAAAUUACGAAAAACAUUUAGAUAAACUAAUCAACCUCACCCAAAUGACUAGUCGACCAUCAUGACCCAUCCCUGUAAUGAAUGAUAUUGCGCUGACCACAGUUGAUGUCAUCUUUUCAGUGUAAGACCUGCGACCCAGCACAGGUGAUUCAACACUGUUGAGUGGCUCAGUUUGAGGGUUUGCUUUGCUAUUUUGAGAAUAUUUGGGACCACAAACCUGAGGUGCCCCCUUUAUGUCAGCUGUGCUCUUACGAGAAAUUUUAUUCAUAACGUAGUAGUAGUUUCACUUGCUGUGAGCCCCACUUUGCCUCCAUGUUUUCACCCGAUACUAGUUGAGCAAAGAGCGUGUCUGAACUAAGUGGAAUUGUGUCUUUGUAUUAUCCCAAAAAGAGAACCACACAGGUACAUUCAACAGCAUUACACUUAUUUCAAUCAUUCAGACCUGCUGGAGCACUUAGUUCACAAGAGAUCAAGUGGUAAGCAGGUAACAUUCACAUUGCACAUAUCAAAAGAUUAAAGAGGAAUAUUUAAUUGUAGCCAUGAUUCUUACUGAUGCAAGAUGUAUUUUAAUCGUUUUUUCAAAUCAUAGACGUUUGAGGGAGGGACCUUUUAAGGUACGCAACAUUAGUCUAUAAUACUCGUUUAUGAGUGUUACUAAAAUUCUAUUCAUUUUUACUCGCCCAUGUCAUGUCAUCCCAGUUCUGUAUGCUGUUAUGUUUUUCAGUUUAACACAAAAAGGAGAAUUGUUUAAGAAUCUUCACAAAGUUAUUUUCCAUAUAAUGACAUAGCGACCAUGUCUGGUGAGCGCCAAAGAGAAGAAGAAGAAAAAAACACCAUAGAAGCAGUCCAAAUGUUGUAAAAUCUAGCAUGAUGUGCUAACAUUGAAUGUAAAUGUGGAUGACACUUCAAAGCUUUGGUGGACGGGCAGAUUAUCAGUGAAUAACAACCUAAGUUUUGGUCUUAAAUUUAACAGACCUGUUAUAAGACUUUAGUGGACUUGGAAUAAAAUGUACAAGUUGUAUGGACUACUUAUAUGGUGAUUUAAUAUGGUCUUUUUGUCCUUUUUGGAGCAUGACUGAUGUGGUCACUAGGAACUGUCCUUGCAUGGAAAAGAGCUGCGUAAAGAUUCUUUAAAAAUUCUCCUUUUGUGUUCCACUGAAAAACAGAAAGAAAAAGAAAACAGGUCUGAAUAGACAUGAGGGUGAGUAAAUUAAAAAAUAACAGAGUUUCCUUAUUUUUAGUUAAUUAUUCCUCUAUUGAAAGGUGGACAGGUUUUAUUGCUGAUGAAUUCAGAUCCUUUCAUUUGUUCACACAUUGUCCAUUAGUGAUGCUAUGGAGUUGUUACAUUGAUAUGUAUGUGCAAAAUAGCAUUUUAAGAGUUUUUUAUUAAUGCAGCUGUAUUGAUUGAGUAUCUAUACUGUAUAUUUAAGAUAUUGUUUGGUUAAUUACAUUUAAUAGGUACGUAACAUUUCAAAAGACUGAAAAGCACAGGGGAGAUUGACAUCAUGGUACUGCCACAAAGAGCUUUGCCUGGCAGCUUAGUCAAUGUACUUUAUUAUCAGGUAUGCAUUAGCUUCUUUUACACUCAUGUAGCAGUAUAAUAAAACCAAUAUAGCGUGUCCAGACACCGCAUCUGACAGUUUCAUGCCAAGAGACACUUGUACUGUAAAUAUUAACAUAACUAUUUUGAUCUUUUAAUUAUGUCACUGUUGUUGAAAUAUGGUUUUACAAAAUAUUGUAAUCUUUGGCAACAACAGCUCUCCUUUCAAACAACAGUAUGUGGAACGUUUUGUAGUUUGUUUGUAUUGAGUAACUAAUGAAACAUUUGGAGUCAGUGGAAUACAUGUUUCUAGAUGCAUUGUUAAUUAAAGUAAGUUUAAGUGGGGUAAAUUAACAUUUAAAAAGGUUAAGAAAUAUGCAUUGCAUUAAAAUAUGAGGUGGACUGUGGAUAAGAGUCCCAAUGUUGUCCAUGUGUUUGCUUGUAAUAAUGGUACAUUGUGAUGGUACAGAUUCCAUAUUGAGAAGGUCCUCGUUUCUCCCUCUUCCCAAAUUCGAUAUAUUUAGUUGUAAAUAAGAGUGAAUUUUGCAUUUGUUUAUUUCAUCAUCUUUUUAUUGUGGCAUUUGCUUAAUAAACAAUAUAGUCAUGCUGGACUAAUAAUAUAACGUGUAUGCAUGUUUUCAUCAACAUCAACCGUCCGCUGAACAAAUUACUGAUUAAGGUGUUAUUAUGUUUUAUGUUACAUGAUAAUCUCAGACAAUGAUAUUUAGAAAUGUACACUGCAUUUGUACACAAAACCACAUUAUAAUCUGUUCAUAUUUAAUCUGUCGCUAAACUAAAUUCUCAAGUGCAGGAAAACAACCUGCAAUAAGGCAGUUUUAUUAUCAUGUCAAUGCAUUGGCAUUAGGAGACUUAAAAUAAAGAAGUACAUUAAACUGUU